This is a messenger RNA of Symbiodinium necroappetens, 570 nucleotides long. NCBI's taxonomy places the organism in Eukaryota, Dinophyceae, Suessiales, Symbiodiniaceae. The record is from the annotation of a GenBank genome assembly.
AUGCAGGACUAUUCCACCCGCUUCUGGUCACGGGCACGGCCCGGCGACACGUCCUUUAGCGACUUGCUGCCGAAGCGCGUCGGUCUGGGUGCGGAAAAUGCUGCUGCUGUCGGCCCCACGCCACCCGCUGGGAAGACCGAAGACGUCUUACAGGCAGGCAUCUUUGCCCAACUACCCGCACCUCCGCCCACUCCUGAGCUCCUGGCCAUUCUGAAUGGCACCCUGGCUUUGGCUCCGCCACCUGAGCCGGAGCCUGCUGAGAAGGAGAUUGGCGAGAGCAAGGGAGAUGCGGACAGCACGCCAAUGGUUGGCUUAUCGCUUGGGGAGGGUCCAAACGCCAAAAGUGUGCUUGAUACCGCGGAUUUCGAUGCGGAGGAACGCGCCGAAAAGAAGACGCGGAUCAAGGCAGAGCCGGAGGACCAGGAGGACCGCAAAGAAGACGAGGAAUCCAAGCCGGUCAAAGCGGAGGAAGGCACAGAGACUGCCACGGAGGCAGCUGAGGUCCUGGCCGAGCCUCAGCCUGUGCCGGUGAAGGAGGAGGAGCCGGACCGUGUGCCAGAUGCAACAUGA